GCUACAGCUGUGACCUUCAGAAUCAUGGUCUUUAUCAUUUCAUAUGUUUGUCUCAUGAGUAUUCUUUAGUAGAUAGCAGAUUUCCCUUGGUACAAAUAAAUAUGUAAAUCUAUAUUUAUGCAUGUAUAUAUAUCCAAAUAUUAUAACUUAAUGACCCGUGAAAAUGGCGAUAUGUAGAUAGACAUGCGAAUAUGACUUUCUCACUGUAGUGCUUUGUAAUAAAAGUAGCUUUAACUUCAAAGUUCGGGAUAAGUAACUGUUAUUAUCAUUACUGAUUUUAGAACACGUCAGUGUCCACGGCGAAGGAAAACUGCAUGGAUCUAAUCACCAUUGAGGUCACCACCUAUGAGAUUGACUCAGUUUGUAGAGUCCUUUGCUUUCCGUCUUUGUUUGUCAUUUUGUACUACUGACUUGUUUGAAGUCACAAAUAUCAUUAAGAGCACAUGGACAUUGGGCAUUCGUCAAAGUUCCUAUAAUCCACAAAUUAAAACUAAUGGAUUACGUUUGUGCCUAGUUCAAGGAAUAAAGCUAAUACGUACCAUUUAUUCUCUAGGAAUCAGUUGACAACUUGUUUUAUGAAUACCGAUUAACUAAAUUCAUUAAUUUUCAGAUCUGGGAAUCACGACGUUUUGACUGAAUGACAAAAAGUUCGGUGUUCGUAAACUAGAUUAAUCCAAUCAGUUAUUGUAAAAAAACGGUUUCCAAGUUUCACUAUUUCCAUUUGAAUAGAACUCAUGUGGACUCCCCCAGUUAGUGAUAAUCCUACACCUUUCAACAUUGAGCGAGAGCUGCUUCCUACAGUGAUUUCAGAACCAUCGUCCAAAACAUCUAGUAUAUCUUCAACUACUAGCACUUUGGACCAUGAUUCUUUAAAGGAGAACUGCCUACAAUAUACUCCACAAAACGUCAGAUACCAGCACUACCCAGUUCCGAAGGUUCGAUGCUUAUCGUUCCCAUACCAAACACUUCCCUCCUGUGGGUCGACAGUGUAUUUGUAUACUUGGUCUCUCCCAAGGAAUGACAUAAUAACUCAGCUAUGUUCACUUGCCACAACAUGUUUUCGAGACACAAACACAACUAUCGGACUUUUGUUUUCUAAACAAAUAUCCAAAAAAGACUACGUUUGUCGAAUUCCUAUCUACCUAACUCGCGGUAUGGCUCGUUCACGUGUUCGAUUAACAGGGAAACUUACACUAAAUAAGAAAGAAUUAGAGUGUGUCGAAUCAGCUCAUCAUGUUAUAGCCGAAUUAAUUACAAAUAUUGCUCAUAUGUCUCAUGUUGGUUAUAAACCAUCAGAUCCUCUUCUCCGUGCUCAUUUCGAUAAACAAAACUCUUCAACGAAUAUCCCCGAAUCUCUCCGCGUCGUACUUUUUGAUCGAUUUGGUGACUUAUCAUUCAAUCCCGAGAAAGCAAAUAUCCUGUCAUUGGUGACGCUGAUUAGACUACCAGAUUAUACUAUCGAUUAUGAAGCACUCAACGCACUUCUAGAGUGGUCUGUUUGCCGAGAUACUGGAAUUUCAACAGCUGAUGAUAAUUUGUCCACGUAUGUUAAACCUGUACAUGGUAUUGUGCCUAAAUGGCGAAUUCGAUUAAGUCAAAUACCUGAAGACAAUUGGGUUGGUUUGGUCGUCAAACCUAAUCACUUACCGGAUAGUGAUCCUGGUAUGUUUUCUAUCUCAAAGGUUAGUUCGGAAACUGCUUCAAGUCCUCUUCCGGAAACCCUUGCUUCCAAACUUGGUGAUGUUCAAAAUGUCAAAGGCGCUUCUUCUCUAACUUAUUCCGACUACUAUAGAAUUAAAUAUCAACAGAUGAGAAACAUAUCUUUCACAAUAAAUCCAUCACUACCAUUGUUUGAAUGUCUGAGAAUAACACGUCAUCAAAAUUCGACUCAAGUUAGUGCGGGUCUAAGGAAAAAUAAAGCAUCUAUCAAACCAUCAGUGUUCCUAUCUGAUGCUUGUUUAGUGCAUCCAUUGUCAUCAUGGAUUUGGUUCCAAGUUUCCUUGAUACCAACAAUUCUCUACCAAAUGUCACGAGCGUUACUAGCCUCACAACUGUUCACAGAGUUGAAUUAUGAACUGAAAAGUCCUCAACCAUUCUCUCAAAUUAAAAUAAAUUCAUUAACUCUAAGCAAUGAUUCACUUUCUCAUACAACCAUACUUGUCCCUGAUCGUUUAAGUGUUCCUGUUUUUUUGAAUGGUGAACCAAUGGAAAAAAAUAUCUUUGAUUUUGAAGUGGAUGAAACAACUUCAGAAAUAGAUAAACAAUUGGAUAAUAAAGCCUAUAGUGAAAGUUUAGAGAAAUCUACAAUUUGCCCUCACCCUAAUAAUCUAAUUGAACCAACUACAUUACUCGGAGCUCGAGAUGCAGUAGAUCUUGAACGUUUAGAAUUUUAUGGCGAUUCAUUCCUGCAUUUUAUAUCUACAUUAUGUGUUUAUGGCACCAAUCCACAAGAUGCUGACGAAGGGUGUUUAAGUUCCAAAAGAGGUUCACUUGUAUCGAAUGCUCAUCUCUGCGAUAUUGCUUGCGACUUGAAAUGGUAUGAAUAUUGUACCGGUCAAACAUUUUCGCCACCAGAACACUUUUUACCCCCAUGCUACUCUGUUGCGUCCGAGGCUAGUAAAUAUGAUCCACGUCUGUAUACUCGUUUAACAGAUAAAUCUUUGGCAGAUAUGAUUGAAGCACUUAUAGGAUGUUUCUUACUACGUUCAGGACUAUCUGCUGCAUUUAAUUUACUUCAUUAUUUUCAAAUAUGUCCAGUUAGUUGGAGCACCCUAAAAAGUGAUAAGCAUUACAAAGUUGAAGCUCCAUGGCACUUUUUUUUACAACCAAAAUUAUAUUCAGAACUAAACUAUGGAAAUGCUUUCAAUCCUUCAUCUAGAUCCUUACAUAUUUCGAAGGAAAUUAUACUGGAAUUAAAUCAGAGGUUUUUUCAGUUACAAGAAAAACUAGGUUAUGGUUUUAAAAAAAUCGAAUUGCUUGCGGAAGCUGUGACUCAUCAGUCAUCAUCUAAUAGACAAUAUUGGGGGAAUUAUCAAAGGUUAGAAUUUCUUGGCGAUUCCAUUUUGGGCCAUAUUAUCAGCAACUAUCUGUUUCAAAAAUGUCCUCACUCAUCCCCAGGCGCAUUGACCACCGCACGAUCUACUGUUGUCAGUAAUAUUAAUUUAGCUAAUGUUGUUGUUGAGCAUGAAAUCCAUCCGUUCAUCGAUUUUGGGAAUUGCAGUCAGAAAGCAUGCAUUGAUGAUAUAAAAAGUAUUCAUCGUCAAACCGAUUCACAUUUUGAACGUAUUGAGUUAAUUACAAAGAAGGUUUCUUCGGGGCUCAAUAUCAAGGUAUUGGCUGAUGUGUUUGAAUCGAUUCUCGGUGCAAUUUUUGUAGACAGUGAUGGUAAUCAUCAAGUCGUUUCUUCUAUUAUUCAUCGAUUCUUGGGUAAAACGAUGAAUUCUCUCAUUACUAAUUUACCUGUUCAAACAGUUCAACAAGUGGAUUUACCAUAUCCUGAAAUACGAUAUAAGUAUUGUACUGGAUUCAGGAUUCCUCCAAAUACUUUCUUGGUAAUUUUAAUUCGUCUAAGCAUGUUCAAAACCAUAAGGUCACAAAAUAAUCGAGAGGUGGUGGGAUUUCAUUCACAGCUUCUGUUGAUAUAUCAUAUACACUGAAGUAAAGAGGUCGGUAUCUGGUUUCAACCGAUCUAUUUAUCGUAACUGCUUUCUUGACGUGGUGAUCAGGCUUUCAAAUAGUUCUGAUUCAAUUGAACUUUAUUGACUGUAGGAACUACCAUGCUAGGCUGAUUGGUUUGAGAACGGUGGAUGGAUUUAUACUGAUAACUUUCAAAAUAGACUCAUCGAUGGGUCCAGAUUGACCACAUUACCAUCAGUCGUCUUCAGAGAAGCCUGAUAUAAGUCUGUCGCCUAUUAUGGAGAACUUUCAGGCUCUUGAUGCUUUAGUAUGAGCGCACCUUUGUCUGUGUUUCAACAAAAGCACUAACGACACAACGGCAAAACUUCGAAGUCCAUGUUAACGAUAAAAUAAUCAAGAUUAUAUUUUUUAUGAACGACUAACAUGGCAGUCAAUCAUCAGAGUGAUUUUCAUUUCGGUUUAGUCUGGUUUGAUACUCGAAUGGCUGUGAAAACAGAAUUAAAAUAAAUGUCUAUUGCAUUAGUCUACGCUCGAAAACUGAUCCCACAAGUCUACUCAUCAAACAUGGACCGUGGUAGCCAGCGAAACGAAAGGAAUUCGGAACUGACGGAAGUAAUAUGCAGCAUGAAUCACAAACUAACAAAUGUUCCCCAAUUUCGUACUGUAGAAACAUGAUCAGUCUAGAUGCUUGCCAGUGGUUGGUUUACCUUUUCGCACACAUGUAGUGUUCUAUGAUCCAUUGAGUGAUCGCUGUUUUGCUCGAGAGUAGUGCAAUUUCGGUCAUAUGUUACUUGAUGUAAAGCUAAUUAUAUGUGUUUAAUAGGAAUUUGGCGUCGUUUUCGUGUUAAUGUUGUUGAUAUACAGUGACAAAUAAUCAGACCAACUUGAAGGACGUCAAUCAACAAGUAAUCCUUCACUCCCACUUGUUUUAUCGCCUUUGGUUAUAUUUGCAUCUGAUCGGUUUUCUUUAUUUGAUUCUUGAUUGUAACUCCGAAAUUUCACUUCUACAAACAAAUUAACUUCAACUUCUAGUUUUUUUCCAUUAUAUUGUUCUUGGUAUUACCUCUUCAUGUGUAAUUUAAUGAAUAACGUGAAAGUUGAGUUUUUUUUGUAUCAAAUAUUUAUUCACGGUCUUAUGCUUAGCAGUUGACUCUUAGUUUUAAUUAAGCCGAUUGGUUUGUUUGAUAAUUUAUUUGUCCUGUUUAAAAUUUUCAUAAUUUUCACAGCAACUCAACUACUAUAUCACCAACGUUACAUGAAGAUGUUCAUAAUUCGGUUUUAUCGAUUAAAGGUAAGCGCCUAUGUGUGACGGAAAAUAUGGAAAAUUGUUCUCGUUUCCGACUUGUUGAAGAAAUUUGAUGCAUGGAACAACAAAUAAUACUGAUGAUCAAAUCAAACAAUAUUUUUGUUGAGAUUUAUUAUUUCCCGAGCAUUUUAUUUUUUCUACAAAAAUGCUUUGAGUAUUCUAUCUUGUAUUUUUUAUAAAGCUUUUCUGUUUUCUUAUUCACAAUAGUUCUAACUAGAAUUAUGCAUAAUCUUUUUAAAUGACAAAUAAAGCGAAUUAUCCAUAACUG
Molecule: messenger RNA, 5210 nt
Organism: Schistosoma bovis
Lineage: Eukaryota; Metazoa; Platyhelminthes; Trematoda; Strigeidida; Schistosomatidae
Source: the annotation of a GenBank genome assembly